AUGCCGACGACACCUUCCGACGACGGCCGGAUUGUCAUCGCAGUAGAUCCCAUCACUGCGCUUGUGGACGCUGGUGGUGGCGACGAUGCGCAGCAGAGCGAGAGCAGUGUGAGUGAGGUGCUGCAGAGCGAGACCAUCAGUGCCGAUAUGGUGAGGAAGAAGCUGAAAAAGCUGGAUGUCAUCAUGUUUUGUGUUGCCGCCUUGGAGUGGGCGGGCAACGCUGUCGGCACUCUGGGCUUCCUUUGGGCUACUGUCGUCAUGCUUGGCGGGUUCUGCUCUCUUCUCAGUCGAUUGGAUUUCUGGUUUUCAGCAAUCAUGGUCUUCAUAGAAGGCUCCAGGGUUUUCAUCCGCGAUGAUGCCUCGGUCAACCAGUGGUUAUUCGGCUCCACAAGUGCAUUUAGAUGGGAAAAUUUCUCGGGAGAUCGCAUGUUCGCGUUGCUGCUUGCCAACCUGCAGAUCCCAGUGGCAUUCCUGCAGAUUCUGCUAUCAAUUAUGCGCCUUCGCAGCCUGCUAGGUCAUCACAACCAUGACUAUCGCCCCCUGCCGAAGGACGCUAGCCCAAACUUGGUGCCAUCUAUAGUAGUCUUCUUCAUGCUGGAGCUAUGCCAAGGGUCAUCCUAUAUCCUGGCAACCAUCCUCGGGCUCAUCUCCCUUUUCCGUCGCAGAUCGCUUGCCCGUGACUUGGGAUUCAAAAGAGUAAGACAGUUCUGGGGAGGAUUCGAAAACGAGUGGGCUGAAAAUGCAGUCGACCUGUACUGCCACAAAGCCUACGAGGCACGCAAGGAAAAGGGUCUUUUUCCAUCGAAUAACUCCAUGCCCAGCCUCACCAGCCUCGCCAUCGAGUCCCUUGACAGCACCUCAACUGAAAUGCAAAUUGCUGGCCUUCAUGUUCUUGACAACUUCCUGGAACGAUUUGACCACACAUCCAAAGAGGUGCUCAUCGCAGAGAUCACUUAUGCAGUGCCCACCUUGAUUGACAUGCUCGGCUCCAGCUCCACAUCCAAAGAUAUCAGGCUGUUAGCUGCCAAAAUCAUCGAAAAGCUCAGUGAUCGCCUCAAAAUUUCUGAGUUUCCUAGCAUGGUGAAGCUGAUACCUUCUCUACUUGAACGCCAACCUUACGCGUUGGUGGGCUUGUCGAUUCUUCAGAAGCUUGUUUGCAAUCCUGAUAACUGUGCAGAAAUUGCCAAAGACGCUACAAACAUCAUCACCAAGAUCAGAGGGUUUAUCAGCUACGUCGAGGAUGAGGAAAACAGUUAUGGCCAUCAGCGGGUAAUAGGGGUAUAUUAUUCUGCUUUCAAGUUUUUGAGGAGGCUUGCUAUCAUAGGUGGCAAAACAGGUGCACGGUUUCGCCAACAGCUGUUAGAGAACCCCUUCUUACUGAACAGACUCAAACGUAUGUUGGACUGUGAGCCCGUGAUGGAUAUCGUAGCAAAGCUGGCCUUGGAUGAGGCUGCAAGGCAGGAGAUUGGGGGCACCCACUCCAUUAUGCGCAAGUUGAUGGAUUCGUUUCUCAGGUCAGAUAACAAUGAUCGUUCACUGCAACUAGCUGCAGGGGAAGCACUGGGAAAUCUUACAAUAAUGAGCACAGACAAUUGCUUGGCUAUCUUGUUUGCAGGCAAAGAUCAUAAUCUUAUCGAGAAGCUCAUCAACAUGCUUAAAGAUGAGUACUACAUAUGUGUUGCAGCAAAUCUACUGCAUAAUCUCUGUGCAAACUCCAGAGACAAGCUGAUAGACCUUGAUGCAAAGGUGCACCUGGAAUCUGCGCUGCCAAAGGUGAUGGAACUUAUACGGACCAAAGAGGGCGAACAAUUGGAGGCCGCACUCUGUAUUGCUUCACAAAUUGGUUAUGUAAUCCCUGAAUACUUUGCCCAGGUGCUUGAACCAGAUAUCGAUGCAGCAUCAGCAGAAAAACUUGUUGAAAAGCUUGUGGUUACUCUCAAAUCCAACAUGGAACCAUGUCUUAAGUACCCCAGGAUAAGAAGGGUCCUUGUUGAGGUGGUAAUAUCAACCGUGGUAUUGUGUCCUGGGUACAUAAAGAUCUUCAGAGCAAAGGGGGCAAAGGAUGCCCUGGACAUGGUCAAAGGAACCCCAUCCAGAUUGGAAAAGUACAGGGUCUUCCUCGAUGGCGAAGGAGUAGUUGCGGAGAGCUUACCUAUGCGCGACCUAGUGGACAAGGCCAAAAGGCUAAUUGAUCAGCCAACUUCAACUCCAGGCUGCGGUGCAUCUGAAUUCAAGUGCCCAAUGGAUCAACGUUGACUGAGAGGGGAGGAACUUGUUGUCUUCAUCGAACUCUCUCCUCAGCUCCAUCCUUCCCAAACGCUCAUCUUUUUCAAUAAAAAAAUCAAACAAAAAACAAGGAAAGAAACUCGAGGCACACGCAUCGGUGAUCAUUGUGAACGAGCCGAGAUCCU
Panicum hallii is the source of this 2411-nucleotide messenger RNA. RefSeq lists its product as uncharacterized. NCBI's taxonomy places the organism in Eukaryota, Viridiplantae, Streptophyta, Magnoliopsida, Poales, Poaceae. The transcript has 5 exons. The record is from RefSeq and is a predicted model, not a curated record. Bases 1 to 2256 code for a protein of 751 amino acids.